Messenger RNA from Asterias rubens (European starfish), 4485 nucleotides. Its product is annotated as diacylglycerol kinase delta-like. Gene Ontology annotation, biological process: lipid phosphorylation; diacylglycerol metabolic process; intracellular signal transduction. The record is from RefSeq and is a predicted model, not a curated record. Lineage: Eukaryota; Metazoa; Echinodermata; Asteroidea; Forcipulatida; Asteriidae. The transcript is spliced from 27 exons. The coding region runs from base 165 to 3905 and encodes 1246 amino acids. Gene Ontology annotation, molecular function: ATP-dependent diacylglycerol kinase activity; protein binding.
UUGGCCCAAUGACCAGUGCAUUAAUGUAAAGUGCAUUGAUACGGUUGUAUUAAAAUGCGCUAUAUAACAAAAUACACUGUGAGUACAAAUGAUUUUUCUCAUAAAAAUGUUCCCUUUUUUUCUGAUUGUUUAUUUUACAGGCAUGCAUAAAGGAAGGCUUUCUCAUGAAACAGACAAGUUCAUUUCAGAGAUGGAGGAGGCGGUACUUCAAGCUUAAAGGGAGGAAUCUUUAUUACGCCAAAGAAAGCACAUCUCACAUCUUCGAGGAAGUUGACCUACGAGAGAUCAGCGUGGCUGAGAGCAGCACCAAAAACGUCAAUAAUAGUUUCAGGGUGAUUACUCCAUUCCGAACGCUGAUCCUCUGCACUGAUACACGGAAGGAUAUGGAGGAGUGGAUUAGUGCCUUCAAGUCUGUCGCUAAUAGAGAGUUUUACGAGGAAGGUGAACAUAUGCGUGAUAUGCUCUCAGGAAUGCAUAAUUGGUAUGCUUGUUCUCACGCGAGACCGACGUACUGCAACGUCUGCAGAGAGGCGCUAUCCGGUGUAACCUCCCACGGUCUUUCAUGUGAAGUAUGCAAAUUCAAAGCCCACAAACGAUGUGCCGUUCGUGCUCAGAAUAACUGCAAGUGGACGACGCUAGCUUCGGUUGGGAAAGACAUCAUCGAAGAAGAAGAUGGAACGAUCGCGACCCCUCAUCAGUGGUUAGAGGGAAACUUACCUGUAAGUGCCAAAUGUGUCGUGUGUGAUAAAACCUGUGGUAGUGUGCUGCGUCUGCAAGACUGGAGAUGUCUCUGGUGUAAAGCCAUGGUACACUCAUCAUGCAGAUCCCAGUUCCCAGCUAAGUGUCCCCUCGGUCAGUGUCGUCUAUCCCUCCUACCUCCAAUCUCCUUGAACUCAAUGAGUUCUGACGGCUACUGGCAGGCAACUCGGCAGGGCUGCUGUAGCCCCCUCCUGGUGUUCGUUAACUCCAAGAGUGGGGACAACCAGGGGGUGAAGUUCCUACGUCGCUUUAAGCAGCUCCUUAAUCCCGCUCAGGUUUUCGAUCUGAUGAACAGUGGGCCUCACAUAGGUCUGCGACUUUUCCAAAACUUUGACACCUUUCGGAUCUUAGUGUGUGGUGGAGAUGGUAGUAUAGGCUGGGUGCUCUCUGAAAUUGACAAGUUAGACCUUCAUAAGCAGUGUCAGAUAGGCGUGCUACCUCUUGGUACCGGCAACGAUCUUGCCCGGGUCCUGGGCUGGGGGACAGCCUGUGAUGAUGACGCUCAGCUUCCAACAAUCCUGGAGAAACUAGAACGAGCUAGUACUAAGAUGCUGGAUAGAUGGAGUAUAUGCACACAGGAGACACCGCUAGCUGGCGCUAGGGCAGCAGGGACCGUCGUGCUGAAGACAGAUAGUCUAGACAUCUCAGACUCCAUGGAGAGCAAAGAGAAGGAGAUGAUCACAGCCUACGAGGACUCGGUGGCCGCUCAUCUGACUAAGAUACUUCACUGUGAUGAGAACUCUGAUGUUAUAUCUUCAGCAAAAGUGUUAUGUGAGACAGUCAAAGAUUUUGUAGAGAAAGUCGGCCGUGCCUAUGAGCAAAGCUGCCAUUCAGGAGAUGCACAGGUCAUGAAAGAAAAGUGCGCCGUUCUCAACGAGAAACUCAAGCUCCUCCUACAGACCCUCGAGGAUGAAGCUAGUGCCACGCCCAUCCCGCCCGGGACCGUCCCUCCCGUCGCGAUAACUGACAUCCACGAUGACAUCACCAAGGACCCGCUGCACGACGGCGACACCCUAGCGCAGAUGACAGGGCCAUCCACGUCUACCAAGGUCUUCAAACCACGAGAUGCCUUGAUGUCUCGAGCCAACAGCCUCAAGAAGGCUGUGAGGCAGAUUAUUGAGCAGACAGAGAAAGCCGUUGAUGAACAAAACGCCCAGACACAACACCACGAGGCAAAAGCAAAGGCCUUAGUCGAUAAAGCCGCCGCAUCGGUUUCCAAAUCCACAAGUGACCUUUCCUCCAGCCCGGCCGACCAAUCGAAUUUGAAACCCCAAAUCACCAUCGAGACCCCGCACUGCGAGUCGGACAAGGAGGACGGAGGAGGGGUGGAGAAGGAGUCCAGCCUGGACGUGCCGGCGUCCGAGUCGGGUAAGGAGGCUCCAAAGAGUCCUAAGAUGUCUUUCUCUGUGUUCACGUCCUCUACCAAGGCCAAGAUUGAACGCAAGAAGGCAGAAAGAGAACAGAUGAAGUCACCUCAGACUCGAAGGGUUAGCCGGGGUAGUACACUCUCACCGGGCCCCGUCGGUCUAUCUCAUCGUUUCGGUAGCAUGGAGAAUAUGUCAUUUCUUCCAGGUUUAGACACACUUUUGGGACCACGUUUAGGAAGAGGAAAUGCUUUACUCAGUAAAAGUAUAAGUGGCCUUUCAGGUGGUUUUAUGGGUGCUGGGCUGAUUAGUAAGGUGCUCUUAGCCAAUGCUGAUGCUCUGUGUGCCGCUGCUUCACCUCUUAUGGACCAAGACAUUGAAUCAGUGGAGGGUUACACAGAGACUUGUGUGAUGAAUAAUUAUUUUGGGAUCGGAUUGGACGCCAAGAUAGCGCUGGAUUUCCACAAUAAGAGAGAAGAACAUCCGGAGAAAUGCAGUCGAACCAAGAACAUCAUGUGGUACGGCGUCUUGGGAGGCAAGGAGCUUCUCCAGAGAACCUACCGCAACCUGGAGCAGAAGGUGCAGCUGGAGUGUGAUGGUCAGCGGAUACCGCUACCCAGCCUCCAAGGCAUCGUCGUCUUAAACAUUCCAAGCUACAUGGGCGGGGCUAACUUCUGGGGCACGACCAAGGAGGACGAGACUUUCACAGCGCCCUCGUUUGACGAUCGUAUCUUGGAGGUGGUUGCAGUGUUUGGUGGGAUGCAAAUGGCCGUAUCUCGGAUGAUCACAUUACAACAUCAUCGGAUAGCUCAGUGCCACGUUGUGAAGAUCACGAUUCUUGGCGAGGAAGGAGUUCCUGUUCAGGUGGAUGGAGAGGCGUGGGUUCAACCUCCAGGGUUCGUUAAGAUCAUCCACAAGAGCAGAGCACAGAUGCUGGUCAGAGAUAAGGCAUUUGAGAACACCUUGAAGUCGUGGACGGAUCGUAAGAAGAUUUGGAAACAGCUGCAGCCACUUACCGAUGAAGAGGUCAUCCUGGUCAGACACUUCUGUGAGACAGUCAACAGUCUAGUUACUUGUAUUCAGAGAGCUGCAGAGCAGAAUCGUGCCAUAGAGUCUGGCCUGAUGCAUUAUGCCCAGUCUGUUUCCACCACGAUGGACAGGUUCUGGGGUAGUGAGAAGGUUGGAGAGGGUACCAGUCGCAAAGCCCUUAUGGAGAUGGUCAGUAGCGUCCGGAACCUCCACAGUGAGACCAGUUUGUUCCUAGCGGCAAAGGCAUACACCACGCGCCUAGGGGACGACAUUCUUAACAGGCUCAACAGUGCGGUCAGUGCCACGGACGUGGAACUGCGUAAAGUUAUGCUGAUAGAUGGCGCUCUGGGCUUCCCUGAGGAAGAUUUACAUCAGACGGACCCAUACAUCAAGCGGACGAAAGGUCGUUUUAAGUUACCGAUGGUCUCAAGGUUCAAGAAACCCACGAAGAAAGACUUCCGGUCUUCAUUCCCAUCCGGAAGUCCUGGCUCCUCGGAAGGAACAUCAUCAGGUGAUUCUCCAAGGAUGUGGACCCCCCAGCAGGUCGGGGUGUGGCUAGAUAGUCUGUCGCUAGGGGAGUACCGGGAUAACUUCAUCCGUAAUGACAUCAGAGGAUCCGAGCUGCUGACGCUGGAAAGAAGAGACCUGAAGGACAUCGGGGUCACAAAAGUGGGUCACAUCAAGAGGAUCCAGCAAGCUAUCCGAGACUUGGAGAAGAAAGAUAAUGAGUUGCCAGGAACAUCAUACAGCUAGUGUCUGUAGUAUCGGCUGACCUUUAACCUUUAACCCCCUAUGCAUAAGAAGACGCCUUCUGAUGAACGAAGCUCCUUGAUUGGUUGAUUCCAGUGUGAACCCUCCACUGCAAAACAGCCUAACUUGAAAAAACAAUUACAUUUUGAGAAAAAGCAAGCACAGCGACAAGUUGUUUUGCACUCAAGUGUAAAAAGAAGUUGAAAUUGACCCAUUUCACCUGAUUUCAUCAUAAAAAAUAAUCUUGAAUGCACCAUACUGGUGGGCAAUUUCACUGUACGUUUUUAUAUAUAAUUCUAUGAUGUGCGUUAUGCAGUGAAAGUGUGCGUUUUAGGCGUCGCGGCAUUAAUACACGUAAACCUUAACUUGCCCACCAACAUGUUGAGCGCGGAUCAGUCGCCGUGUGUGACGCGCGUGCAAGGGGUCAAUAGGACUUAUAUUCAAAUCCUUACAUAGUAUGCCUUUGAAAACUUGAAACUGGAAAAGCGCCCUCAAUUUAUCAAGAAUUGAUCUUAAAGGGAAGGUACACGUUUGGUAAUUGCUCAAAACAAAUAUUAACUUAAAAACCGACUUGGUAACGAGC